UCUUCGGAUGCCCCUGAAUGCAGCAUCAGAAACAUGGCGCCGACCAAGAAGCGCAACGUGAGUUCGAAACAAACGGCACAAGACGGAGUUAAAAGAGCUGAAGUCGACCUAAACUGUAAAGUCGAGCGGAUUCUCAGCAGUAGAAAACAUGCUAACGACGUUUUCGACAUUCUCGAGUUGCUACAGUCGGAGAAAGAAAAGGAUGUCUCCAGUGCCGUUAAUACGUGCAGUAAAUUGUUCUGCACUUUGUUGGAGAAGAAGGAGCUGUUCGUGGGGAAACUGCCUGCAGAGGAAGAAGCUUUGAGCGGAGGAUACAGUGCUGAGGAGAAGUAUCGCAUAUUCAUGCGACACCGAUACAAUAGUUGUGUGGAGAUGUUAUUGGAGAACUUCAGCCAUGAAGAACACGGAGUCCGGGAGAGCGCCCUCUGCUGCCUGGUGAAGUUUGCUGCAGAGGAAGGAAAACAUCCUCUGGAGGACUUGGAGUGGAGCGAGCACUACAGCUUUCCAUGGGAGCUCAUCCAGUCCCUAGUGGACAGACUACUGUCCAGACGUACGGACAGUUCUCUGCUGAUCUCCAGGUUUCAGGAGUUUCUGGAGAUGGAGGACAUGCGCUAUUAUGUGAUGAGCUCAGUCCGUGACUGUGUGUGCCGGGUUAUGGACAAAAACAAAGGGGCUGUGUUGCCUGUCUACCAGAAUAAUGUUUUCACCCUCAUGUCCAACAUCUACAUGCCAGACAAGGAGUCAGAACUCACCAACUUCAUGGUGAAACAAGAAGCUAAGCAUGAGGACUGGAAAGCUACUAAACUUAAAGAGCACAGGCGGGUUUUUGAGAAGAUGUGGCUCAGUUUUCUGAAGUACAAGUUACCGAGCAACAUGUAUAAAAAGCUGCUGGUGAUCCUACAUGAUUCAAUUUUACCACACAUGAACAAACCCACACUCAUGAUUGACUUCUUGACUGCUGCCUAUGAAGUUGGCGGCGCAAUUAGCCUGCUGGCACUCAAUGGACUGUUUAUCCUCAUGCAUCAACACAACCUAGAGUACCCUGAUUUCUACAAGAAACUGUACAGUCUGUUGGAGCCUUCUGUUUUCCACGUGAAGUACAGAGCACGUUUUUUCCACUUGGCCAACAUCUUCCUCACCUCCAGUCACUUACCUGUGUACCUGGUGGCGGCGUUUACCAAACGUCUGGCUCGUUUGGCUCUCACUGCGCCACCUACAGCCCUCCUUUUCAUAUUGCCCUUCAUCUGCAACCUGAUCCGACGACACCCGUCCUGCAGGGUCCUCAUUCACAGGCCCAGCAUGGAAGAAGAACCAUUGGAGGACCCAUUUCUAAUGGAUGAAGAGGAUCCUGCUCGAUCCCAUGCUAUGGAAAGCAGCUUGUGGGAAAUUAAGACACUGCAGAAGCAUUACCAUCCAGAUGUGUCCAAAGCAGCUGUGCAAAUCAACACGUCUCUCUCGCGAAAAGAAGAUGAGAUCAGUGAGCUGCUGGAGAUAACGGCUUUUGAGUUGAUGGAGAGAGACCUGAAGCCGAGCCAGACAAAGAGUGUCCCACUGGAGUUUGAAACGGCCACACACUUACUUAAAGGAGGUGGCGACGUACUGGGACAGCACUUCUGUCUGGACUAAAGUGCACACUGUAUUCACAGAGUGGUGUAAAUGUCUGGGAACCCCUUCAUGUGACUGUGAGCAUCUUCUUCCAGCUGAUAACCCCCGUGUGGAUUCACCAUUCAUGGCAGAAAUGUGGAAAAUAUACUUAUUUUAUUGG
Thalassophryne amazonica is the source of this 1765-nucleotide messenger RNA. RefSeq names its product nucleolar complex protein 4 homolog. The coding region runs from base 34 to 1626 and encodes 530 amino acids. The transcript has 15 exons. Gene Ontology annotation, biological process: ribosome biogenesis. Gene Ontology annotation, cellular component: Noc4p-Nop14p complex; nucleolus; small-subunit processome. NCBI's taxonomy places the organism in Eukaryota, Metazoa, Chordata, Actinopteri, Batrachoidiformes, Batrachoididae. The record is from RefSeq and is a predicted model, not a curated record.